Molecule: messenger RNA, 2029 nt
Organism: Aphanomyces invadans
Lineage: Eukaryota; Oomycota; Saprolegniomycetes; Saprolegniales; Verrucalvaceae
Exons: 1
Coding region: 71-1885 (604 amino acids)
Source: RefSeq, a predicted model, not a curated record
UGGCAGUCUAUGAUUGGUUAUAAAUCCCCGCUGAAUCUACCAUUGAUUGGAUCAUUUUUAUAUAUACCCAAUGUUGAGGCUGGGUGGAGCAUGGCGGGAAUCGUGGCGGCAGCCGCUAAGAGUUGUGCCGCGUGAGUCGUCAGGAUGGCUAGCACCGUUCACUUCAAGGGUGUUGUCGACGCCAGCGCCACCGUCGCAGUCGAAGAAACCAUUGUUUUCGCUGGAGAAGCAGAGGCUCUUGCUCCAGGUGGUUGAGGGCGUCCACAACGAGGCAGGUCGUCCCAACGCGACGUCGAUCAAGGCCCUCUUCCAAGUGCCAGCGAGAAAACCGUUCCCUGAAGAACUACAUGGCAUGCGCUUUCCAGUGACGAGUUUGCGGCAUGAGAAGCGCCUCGGGCGGCUGGACCCAGAUAUUGUCGCCAAAUUCGACGCGAUGGGGUUUGUCUGGGACGUUGGCGAGUCCCAGUGGAACGAAACCAAAGUCGCGCUGACCAAGUACAAGGAAAUCUUUGGCAACUUGCUUGUGCACGUUCAUUAUGCCGUGCCAAGCGGGAAUUCGCAGUGGCCGCGCGAGCUGUGGACCAAGCGGCUUGGCAGCGUCGUGAAUCACCUUCGUGUGUCGAAAGCAAGAGUUCCGCCUGCGCGAAAAAAGUGGUUGGACGAGAUGGGCUUCGUCUGGGACGCCACCGAGGCGAACUGGCACGUGAACCUUCUCGCGCUUGAGACGUACCAAAAGGUACAUGGGAAUCUAACAGUGGCCAAGGCGUACGUCGUGCCGACAGAGGACCCGCAAUGGCCAAAGGAGGUGUGGGGCCUCAAGUUAGGUAACUUAGUGCGAACGCUGCGCAACCGAGCGAGUGGGUUGUCGCCCCACAAACUGGACGCGUUGAACGCGAUGGGGUUUGUGUGGAAGAUGCGCGAGCGUGGGGCUGGGCCGAGUCCCCCGGCGCAGUUUUCGCUGGAAAAGCAGCACCAGAUCGUUGAAAUCCUGAAAUUCCAACGGACACUGCAGCCACACACCAAGUUUGUGACCGUCCCGAAUCGCUUCAUCGUUCCCAGCGAAGCUCCGUGGCCUCGGCACUUACAAGGACGCGUCGUCCAAACAUCCAAGUUUCGGCGCGCGUACAUCGAAGGUGGCCUCGACCCGAUGGUUGUGAAUGACCUCGAUGGCAUUGGCUUUGUCUGGAACAACCACAGCCACCAGUGGGCCGUCAAAAUCGAAGCGCUCGCCACGUACAAGGCGUUGCAUGGCGAUUUGCUCGUGGGCGGCGACUUUCUUGUUCCCGACCACGACUCACGAUGGCCAGUGUACUUGUGGGGCAAGAAGUUGGGGGCGGUCGUCUUCGACCUGCGCAGCGGUCGGCACAAGCUGUCCCCCGACCAAAGGGAUGAACUGGAUGCGAUGGGGUUUGUCUGGGAUGCCAUGGCCGAUCAGUGGCAGCUCAACUUGCUCGGGCUGCAAGCGUUCAAGGCUCUUCAUGGCCACUUGAACAUCCCUCGAGCAUUUGUGGUCCCAGCCCAUGAUGCGACGUGGCCCGAGGACGUAUGGGCCUUGCCGUUGGGCAAUGUCGUCAGCGCCAUUCGAAGCGGACGAACAAAGCCGUCGCUCGAACGACUCCAGGCGCUCGACAAGCUCGGUUUUGUGUGGCAUCCCCUCGACGAUCUGUGGAAUCGAAAGAUGGACGCGCUCGAGACGUACCGGCGCCUCCAUGGCCACAUCAAGAUUCCCAACGCGUAUGUCGUGCCCGAUCGAGAUGCGGCAUGGGCGCCAGAACUGUGGAACAUGAAGUUGGGUCUGGUACUCCAGAAAAUUCGACUCGCCAGUCGGCAGGAUCGGUAUCCCCCGCAUCGAGUGGACCAGCUGCGAGCGCUAGGAAUUGUUUAAACCGACACUAUCCGAUAGUUUUGCAACGUGCGGUCCAUGGCCAUGUGUCGAUAGAGCUGCGAUGGAAAUCCCAAACGAUCAAGCGGUCGCAGGCAUCACAGUCUUGCGGCGCGGAUGCGCUCGCCGCGACGGGCAGGAGUUACC